CACAACUCCUUGAUAAAUACAUAAACACACAAAUCAUAAUAAAAUUUGUAGUAAUAUAAGUUUGUUGUGGUUUCGUUGAAAAUCCACAAUAGUCGGAAAUAGACAGAGAACGUUUCAACGCCCAUUUUUCCCGGGCAAAAACUAACUAACUAACUAACUAACAAACAGCUCUGUUCUCGUUUCUGUCACCUUCUUUGUUGUUGUUACUUCCCCUCUUUCUUUGGGCUAAUAGGGUUUCUAUUCUUCUUUCGUAUCCCCGCUAGAAUGCUCAGAUGGUCGAUUGAGGUUGAUCAUCUAGAAGAAGAAAAUCAAUAGAGGAUCUCCAAUUCUAGGAUCUUUUUCUUUUUUGAAGAUCUAAAAGGCUCAAAAUCUUAAGCUUUUUUUUUUUUUUUGGUUUUUCCCCUGAAAGUAUUAUUACAAAUGAGCGCUUCAAGAUUUGUAAAGUGUGUGACGGUUGGUGAUGGAGCUGUCGGAAAAACAUGUCUGUUGAUUUCUUACACUAGCAACACUUUCCCUACGGAUUAUGUGCCUACCGUUUUCGAUAAUUUCAGUGCAAAUGUGGUGGUUAAUGGAGCCACCGUCAAUCUUGGAUUGUGGGAUACUGCAGGGCAAGAGGAUUACAACAGAUUAAGACCACUAAGCUACCGUGGAGCAGAUGUUUUUAUAUUGGCAUUCUCCCUUAUCAGUAAAGCCAGUUAUGAAAACGUCUCCAAAAAGUGGAUUCCGGAGUUGAAACAUUACGCACCUGGUGUCCCCAUUAUCCUUGUUGGAUCAAAACUUGAUCUUCGAGAUGAUAAGCAGUUCUUCGUCGACCAUCCUGGUGCUGUCCCAAUCACUACUGCUCAGGGAGAGGAGCUUAAGAAGCUAAUAGAAGCACCUUCUUACAUCGAAUGCAGUUCCAAAUCUCAAGAGAAUGUGAAGGCAGUGUUUGACGCGGCCAUUCGAGUGGUGUUGCAACCUCCGAAGCAGAAGAAGAAAAAGAGCAAAGCGCAGAAGGCAUGCUCCAUCCUAUGAAGAUGAUGAUUUGGACAACUCUGUUUUUUUUUAUUUGUGGUUUUGGUAUAUUAUUAAUCUUCUAACACUGCAUCAAUGUGUUAAUGGAUGAUAAACACCCCAAGUUUGGUUUGGUCCUUUUUCAUGUUCUUAAUACUAAUGGAGUUUGUUCGAACCUAA
This is a messenger RNA of Raphanus sativus (radish), 1173 nucleotides long. RefSeq names its product rac-like GTP-binding protein RHO1. Gene Ontology annotation, biological process: regulation of actin cytoskeleton organization; regulation of cell shape; small GTPase-mediated signal transduction. The transcript is spliced from 6 exons. The record is from RefSeq and is a predicted model, not a curated record. Lineage: Eukaryota; Viridiplantae; Streptophyta; Magnoliopsida; Brassicales; Brassicaceae. Bases 421 to 1014 code for a protein of 197 amino acids. Gene Ontology annotation, cellular component: cell projection; nucleus; cytoplasmic vesicle. Gene Ontology annotation, molecular function: protein kinase binding; GTPase activity; GTP binding.